Messenger RNA from Rhodofomes roseus, 2772 nucleotides. Its product is annotated as exocyst complex component Sec10. The transcript has 15 exons. Gene Ontology annotation, cellular component: cytoplasm; exocyst. Gene Ontology annotation, biological process: Golgi to plasma membrane transport; exocytosis. NCBI's taxonomy places the organism in Eukaryota, Fungi, Basidiomycota, Agaricomycetes, Polyporales, Fomitopsidaceae. The record is from RefSeq and is a predicted model, not a curated record. The coding region runs from base 83 to 2716 and encodes 877 amino acids.
GUUCCCGACUAAGUACAUCCCAUUGCGCUGGCCCCAUUGCUCACUCGACGCUAGCAUAACUGGUAGCGAGGUCGCGCCAAACAUGUCAUUUGACGCGCUUGACCCUUCUGUGCAGGAGCAACUACGGCUAGGAGCGUUUGAGGGGAAGUUCGACGUAAAGGACUUCGUGGGGUCAAUAUCAGAGAAACUCAUCACACAAUCCAAAGCCGAUGCUGGACCAUUCGACCCAAAGCCUUUCAUCCGGACGUUUGAAGCCGCUGUGGACAAGCUCAUAGCAGUGAGGAAGGAUGUGCAAGCGAAGACGGAGCAGAUGGAAAAGAUUGUCAGGACGACCGAGCGAGAGUACUCCCGCAAGAUGACCGAUCUCAAUAAGGGAUUCGAGUCUGUAGGCCAAACGUUCUCUGGCAUGGAAACUAAGAUGAACGAAGUCGGGCGCACUGCGAUCAGGAUCGGUGAACAGCUGGAAGCCGUACAUCAGCAACGACAGCGUGCUCAAGCGGCUUAUGACCUCAUUGACUUCUACAACCAAUUCUCAAGGGAUGACACUUCGCAGCUUGACGUCAUGAAGAAAGAGGGCAAAGAGGGCAGACGGAAGGUUGCCGUCCUCCUGAGGCGAUUGAACAUCGUUGCGAAAGAAGUAGACCUACCGCAUGCUGACAAGACAAGGGAAAGUAUUGAUAGGUACUGCGAGAAGUUUGAGAAGGACAUGCUCCAUCUGUUCGAUCGUGCAUAUCGCAAAGGAGACCCCAAGAUGAUGCAUCACUGCGCCCAAACGUUACUCGACUUCAAUGGCGGUGCAUCGUGCGUACAGGUGUACGUGAAUCAACACGACUUCUUCAUCAACCGAGUACGAGAAAGUAGCCAAAUGGAGGAGGGACUAUGGGCCGCUCUGCCGGAACCGGACUCAAGCCCACCUACCGAUGAGUCAGGGCUGCACGAGCUGUUUGGUGAGAUUCGCGCGACCGUCGGCCAGGAGGCACAGAUCGUGCAGGCAGUCUUUCCCAAUCCUCCCUUCGUCAUGCAAGUCUUCUUGCAGCGCGUCUUUGCGCAAAUCAUUCAACAAUACAUGGAACAGCUGCUCAACAGAGGGAACAACAUAACCGACCUCUCAUUCCUUCGGAUUCUUAAACUCAUCCAUCAACAGACAUCCCAGCUCGUCGAAGACCUCAAAGCUUACGAGGUGACCUCCGUCAUCCCCCGCUCCCCCACCGACCCAGGAGAUUUCAACCGGAUGUUGAACUCAGCGGCGGCAGCGGCUGUAGGCACUGCGGCGACCGUCAGCACCAUGCUCGAGACGGCCAUGGAGGAGCUGUUCGUCCCAUACACGGAGGGGCAGCGCUAUCUCGAGCGGGAGAGCAAGAGUCUGUCUGAGCUGUACGCGGGUUACCUGGCUGUUUUCACGCGAUACCAUGCAAGAGUCAACAAGGGCGCAAAGAGCUCAGUAUUCGACCGUGUGGUAAACCAGCUCGGAACAACCGGUGGUGCUACCGCGUCGUCAACAGCCGCCGCCGUUUUCUCUCGCUUCGGUAACCUCGCAGGUGGUGGCGACCGCAAUCAGGCGAAGGCUGAACCGGAGGAACCUCUUCGAGACGAAGAUGGACAGGUCAGCGUUCAGGUCGCAGAGCGCAUGUUGAAGUGGCACGCGGAGGCAAUCGGGCGUUGCGUGGAGCUGACUCCGUCGAGCGACGUGCCCAAGCAUGUCUUCGCAUUGCUCAGGGUACUCUCGGCAGCUAUCGGUACUGCGUACAUCGAGACUGCUUUGGAGACUGCCCACGGCCGUAUAGAUCCCUCCGACACCAAGACUGAACCCUCCCUUCAAGCACUCACCGUCCUCCACGAGGUCGACUUGAUUUGCCACCUUUGGCAACACUACGUCAGCAUGGCCCUACUUCCUCUCGCGAGCAGCUCCGUUACCGUGCGACGGGAGAUGGUCGUUUUCAACAACCAGUCCGUCAGUAGAAUCGAGGGUGCUGCCAACCAUGUCAUGCAACGCCUUGCAGAUGCACUCAUCAACUGGCUGUCCGCGCAGCUGACGAAGCAGAAGAAGACGGACUUCAAGCCGAGAAACGACGACCUGUCGUUCGCAAGGGUAAACACCGAGCCGUGCGUCGCGUGCUGCGACACGCUGGAGAAAGUGCGCGACGCGACCAAAGCCAAUCUGAGCGGCAAGAACCUCGAGGUCUUCCUCACCGAGGUCGGGAUCGCGUUCCACAGUCUGCUGCUCGACCAUCUCAAGAAGUUCCCCGUCAGCGCGACCGGUGGUCUGAUGCUCGCGAAGGAUCUGAAGUCCUACCAGGACAUCAUCAGCUCGUUCUCCAUACCCUCAUUGACGGAGCGUUUCGAGUUCAUCCGUCAGCUCGGCAACGUCUUCCUCGUCCGGCCGGACAUCCUCCGCUCAUACAUCACCGAGGGCUACCUCGGCCGCAUCGACUCCUCUUUGCUGCGCCCAUAUCUUGCGCAGCGCAGCGACUGGGGCCAGGCCGAGAAGGGCUUCAACGACAGCUCCGAGGAUGGCGAGGGAUCAGGAGGCAAGGGUCUCAAAGACAGGCUGGGCAUGGGCCGUCUGAGCAUGAUCAUGAAGGACUUGGAGCCGCUCAGGGACAUGAGCAUCCGCGACAUGAAUAUGCCCGCCAUGCCUGCGCUCCCCAGCUCACUCGCCUCGAACUUCUCGGCCGCGAACUUCUCGAGCUCGAUCACAUCCAGAUUCACCGGGUAAAGGGGUAUAAUGUGUGCUACUGUUACUUACAGUGAGAUGCUGUCCGUCUGUCACUA